Molecule: messenger RNA, 987 nt
Organism: Aplosporella prunicola CBS 121167
Lineage: Eukaryota; Fungi; Ascomycota; Dothideomycetes; Botryosphaeriales; Aplosporellaceae
Exons: 3
Coding region: 1-987 (328 amino acids)
Source: RefSeq, a predicted model, not a curated record
AUGAACCCCACGACUGACCUUUCGUCCUUGCUCGAGAAGUAUGCAAAUCUACCAUCAAAGCGCCAAAAGCCCGUACCAAACACAUCUCAAACGCCACUUGAAAAAUCCACGGAGGCUGCCACUUCUCCCAGCCAAGUUCAUAUACACUUGGAACUGGCCCCUGAGGUCUCAUCAGCAGACACCCUAGUAUCUGCUCCAACCUUCGUCUCCGACCUUGAGCAAACUCUACAGAAAGGAACAACGCUUUCACAGUACGGCGAUCGGAAUAUUGUUCAACUCAACAACAAGACCAUUGUAAAGCACGGGCUUGGUCUAGACUGCGACGAAGCACAUGUCAUGAACUAUAUACACCAAGUUUCAAAAGACAUACCACUACCUCGCCCUCUCGGUGCGAUAUCUAUCGAUCAUCACACCUACAUAUUUAUGACCCUCCUCGAAGGAAACUCUUUGGAUAAGUUCUGGUCUUCUUUGUCUAAAGAGCAAAAAAGCUCAGUCCAGAGGCAAUUGAGCGCUACCCUAGAGAAGCUAAGGUCUCUACCACUGCCUUCAACCUAUUUUGGUGGAGGUAACAUCCCUUCCUGCAAAGACACCAGGAAAUUCACGCGUUCCAGCCAAAGUACCAUACAAAAUGAGGCCGACUUCAACCAAUUCCUACUCUCGGGACCUAUAAUAAGGUACUCCCAGACUUAUAUUCAAUUUCUGGGCUCCCUCCUUCGGACAGAUCAUCGGAUCGUAAUGACACACGGCGACUUACACCCUCGGAAUAUCAUGGUCAAAAUUGGGACUAAUGGGCUUGUGGAAGUAACCGGUGUUGUUGAUUGGGAGCUAGGCGGAGCUUAUCCAGAAUACUGGGAAUACGUAAAAGCUCUUAAUACAGUAUCGCCGAUUGAAGAAGACGAUUGGAGCCUAUAUCUUCCAACGAAAGCGAUAGGGGAAUAUGGGGGAGAUUACUGUAUAGAUCGUCUUGUUGGUCAGUUGUUUUGCUGA